Vitis riparia (riverbank grape) is the source of this 3345-nucleotide messenger RNA. RefSeq names its product receptor-like protein EIX2. The transcript is spliced from 4 exons. The record is from RefSeq and is a predicted model, not a curated record. Gene Ontology annotation, molecular function: protein binding. Lineage: Eukaryota; Viridiplantae; Streptophyta; Magnoliopsida; Vitales; Vitaceae. The coding region runs from base 1 to 3312 and encodes 1103 amino acids.
AUGCUUUUGUAUGAUGGGAGUGAAAUUCUGGUGGAAGUUGCUAGUGCUAGAAUUACUGGUGUGGUUUUUCUACCUUUGCUUGGCUCUCUUCUUGAUGCUAUUAUAAGUAUUGAAUCUGAUUGGGAUGUUCUUAUUGACAUUAAAAAUGGCAUCAAAGAUCCCAAUAAUCGGCUUUCAUCAUGGAAAGGAAGUAAUUAUUGUCAAUGGCACGGAAUCGACUGUGAAAAUGACACUAGAGCUAUUGUUUCAAUUGAUCUCCGUAAUCCAUAUUCUCGUUGGAAUGCAUAUAACAAUUGGAGCUUGAUGAGCUUGUCUGGGGAGAUUAGACCUUCAUUGAUAAAACUUAGGUCCUUACAAUAUCUAGACUUGAGUUUCAACUCAUUUGAUGACAUCCCGAUUCCUCAAUUCUUUGGGUCUUUGAAGAAUUUACAAUAUCUAAACCUAUCGUAUGCCGGAUUUAGUGGUGCAAUUCCUUCAAAUUUGGGAAAUCUUUCUAACUUGCAGUAUCUUGAUCUUUCUUCCCGACUUCCUUAUUUAUUUGCCAACAAUCUUGAAUGGAUGGUUGGCCUUGUGUCUUUAAAGUAUCUUCAUAUGAAUGGUGUUGACAUGUCAAUGGUAGGAUCUGAUUGGGUGGAGGUAUUAAAUAAACUUCCUUAUCUAACUGAAUUGCAUCUAUCAGGCUGUAAUCUUUUUGGCUCAAUUUCAUCUCCGAGCUUUAUUAAUUUUACUUCACUUGCUGUUAUUAGCAUUAGUUACAACAAUUUUGAUUCUAAGUUCCCUCAAUGGCUUCUAAACAUUAGUAGCCUUGUAUUCAUUGAUGUAAGUUUCAAUUACAUAUACGGAAUGAUUCCACUUGGUCUCAUGGAGCUACCCAUUUUGCAAUACUUGGAUUUAUCUUGGAAUAGAAAUCUAAGAGGCAGCCUCUCUCAACUAUUUAGCAAGAGUUGGAGAAAGAUAGAAGUUCUCAAUUUGCGUAGAAGUAACUUAUAUGGUGCCAUUCCAAGCUCCAUCAGAGACUUUUGCAACUUAAAAUACUUGAAUAUGAAGGAGACUGGCUUGUCAGGAAAGCUACCCGAAUUUCCCAAUAAAACUAGGGGCUGUGAUUCUGAAAGUCCUUUGCCUAACUUGACAUAUUUGGACUUGUCUUAUAAUAAAUUAAGUGGGAAAUUGCCUGAAUGGAUAGGUCAACUUCAAAAUCUCGUGGAUCUCCACUUGUCCCAUAACUUCCUUCAAGGUUGGUUUCCAAACUAUAUUGGUAGACUUUGCCACUUACAGUUUCUUUCCAUGGAUAGUAAUAACUUGAAAGGAAGUCUACCCAAAUCCCUCGAAGGGAUCCAAAACUGCGGUCCUAAGACUUUGCCUAAUUUGACUACAUUAUGCUUGUCCAACAAUCAAUUCGAUGGAGAAUUGCCAGAGUGGUUGAGCCGACUUGAAAAUCUUGUGGAACUUUCUAUGUCUCACAACAAGCUCCAAGGUCCCAUCCCUGCUUCUUUGGGGACACUCCAACAUUUGACAAGUAUAUCUCUUGCCCGUAAUGAACUUAAUGGGAGUCUCCCAGAUAGCUUUGGACAACUUUCUGAAUUGUCCUACUUCGAUGUGUCUUGCAAUCGAUUGGCCGGAAGUCUCUCUGAAGAACAUUUUUCGAAGCUUAUUCGUCUGAAUGAAUUGCACUUGGGCUCCAACUCUUUCAUUUUGAAUGUCAGUUCCAAUUGGAUCCCUCCUUUCCAGCUCUUUGAGCUUGGAAUGAAUUCAUGUAACUUAGGUCCUUCAUUCCCGACUUGGCUUCAGUCUCAAAAGAAGGUUUGGGAUCUUGAUCUCUCAAAUGCUAGCAUUUCAAGUUGCAUACCAAACUGGUUUUGGGACAUUUCUUCUAAUAUAGUGAGAUUGAAUCUUUCUCACAACCAGUUACAAGGUCAGUUACCAAAUCCAUUAAAUGUUGGGCCUACUGCAUAUAUUGAUUUGAGUUCCAAUCUCUUUGAAGGACCCAUUCCUCUUUCAAACCAAUACAUACAGCUACUGGAUCUAUCAAACAACUUCUUUUCUGGUCCUAUCCCAUUGAGCAUAGGUGAAUUCAUGCCAUACUUGUCUUUCCUUUCUCUUUCGGGUAAUCAAAUAAUUGGACCCGUCCCACCCUCCAUAGGACAUAUGAGGAUUGCUGCGGUCAUUGAUCUUUCAAGGAAUAGUUUGGCAGGAAGCAUUCCAUGGACUUUGAGUAAUUGCUCUCACCUAAUUGUUCUAGACCUUGGGAACAACAAUUUAUCUGGGACCAUUCCUCAAUCGUUUGGUUCAUUAAGAUUGCUCCAGUCGCUUCACCUCAGAAAUAACAAGCUUUCAGGAGAGCUCCCCUUUUCUUUCUGCAAUUUAUCAAAUUUGGAAACCCUUGAUCUCAGCUACAACAGAUUGUCAGGCAACAUUCCAGCAUGGGUUGGAGCUGCAUUCAUGAAUCUUAGAAUUCUUAAUCUUAGGUUCAAUGCAUUUACUGGAGGACUUCCCUUUGAGCUUUCAAACUUAAGCUCACUACAUGUUCUGGACCUUGCGGGAAACCAUUUGUCAGGAACCAUCCCACCUACUUUUGGUGAUCUUAAAGCCAUGGAUCAAGAGGAAACCAUAAAUAAGUAUUUGUUAUAUGGGAGGUUAGCAGGGCACUACUACGAAGAAAGGUUGGUUGUGAGUACAAAAGGCCAAAUUCUAGAGUAUACCAAGACUCUUUCUCUGAUUGUUAGCAUGGAUCUAUCCAACAAUAAGUUGAGUGGAGAGUUUCCCAAGAAACUAACAAACCUGCGGGGUUUGGUGAUUCUGAACUUGUCAAGCAACUGCAUCAAUGGCUCAAUUCCAGAAAAUAUUUCGGGGAUGCGUCAAUUAGCAUCUCUUGAUCUGUCAAGUAAUAAGCUUUCAGGUGUUAUUCCUCGGAGCAUGUCUUCACUAUCAUAUCUGGGUUAUUUAAACCUAUCUAACAAUAAUUUCUCAGGUGUAAUCCCUUUUAUAGGGCAAAUAACAACCUUCGAUGCCUGUGCUUUUUAUGGAAACCCAGGUCUUUGUGGAGCUCCACUUGUUACAAAAUGUGAAGGAGAGAAUCAGGAUCAAGGCCAAAGUACUAUUGAUCAAGAAGAAGAAAAUGACAAUGGCUUCAUUGAUGAGUGGUUUUACUUGAGUGUUGGGUUGGGAUUUGCAGUGGGUAUUUUAUUUCCCUUUUUUAUUUUGGCCUUCAAGAGAUCUUGGUGUGAAGCUUACUUUAGUUUUGUGGAUAAAAUUGUGAACAAACUAGGGUUAGCAAGAAGAGGAGCAACCAAUGGUCGAAACCAAAGAGGGUGACAAUAAAAUGUAUUUGUAAUGGUAUGUUUUAUU